AUGAAGUUCUCCCUUCUCGCGCUUGCAAGCGCUUACACAGCCAGCGCCGCCGUCAUCGGAGAAAGGGCAGCAUAUGCUGUCAAGGGCACACCUGAAGGUUUCGGAAAAGGAACGACCGGAGGUGGUAGUGCAGCAUGUGUCGUUCCUUCUUCAGUGUCAGAACUGAAGACGUGGCUCACCGAUAGCACUGCGCGUUGUAUCGUGCUCGACAAAGAGUACAACUUCAAGGGUACAGAGGGAACUACGACUGCCACUGGUUGCCGUCCUGCCUCCAACAAAUGCCCUGGCAACGGAGGUCAGGAUGCUAUCAACUCCGCCAACUGGUGUACCAACGGAAACGCCGGAGCGGGUGCCACAUCGGUUACUGUCAAGUACGACAAUGCUGGUGUGACUGCUAUCAACCUGGGCUCCAACAAGUCCAUCAUCGGUGUUGGCAACAAGGGUGUUAUCCGCGGAAAGGGUCUCCGCAUUGCCAACGGCGCAAAGAACAUCAUCAUUCAAAACAUCCAUAUCACCGAACUCAACCCUCAGUAUAUCUGGGGUGGUGACGCUAUCACUCUCGACGGAGCUGAUCUAGUCUGGGUCGAUCACGUCAAGAUCUCCCUCAUCGGUCGCCAAAUGUUCGUUGCCGGUUACGGUAACUCCAACCGCGUGACAAUUAGCAACACGGAGUUUGACGGUCAAACCUCUUGGUCUGCUUCUUGCGAUGGACGUCACUACUGGGCUAUCUUGCUCCUUGGUGGCGGAGACCUCAUCACUAUGAAGGGCAACUACAUCCAUCACACCUCUGGCCGCAGCCCCAAGGUCGGUGGACAAGGAAACACACUGCUCCAUGCUGUCAACAACUACUUCUACAGUAACACCGGCCACGCUUUUGACAUUGAGGCCGGCGGUAUGGUCGUCGCUGAGGGCAACGUAUUCCAGAACGUCAAUACUCCCCUCUUGAACAACAACGGACAGCUCUUCUCUGCACCUUCAACCUCCGCAAACGCUGUUUGCUCAAGCUCCCUCGGCCACACCUGCCAGCUUAAUGCCUUCGGAAGCAGUGGCAGCUUCAGUGGCAGCCAAACGGACUUCCUAGUCAACUUCAAGGGCAAGAACGUUGCCAGUGCUGCAGCGGCGAGCUCAAACGUCGCCAACACUGCUGGUGUUGGCAAGAUCUAG
This is a messenger RNA of Alternaria postmessia, 1164 nucleotides long. RefSeq lists its product as uncharacterized. NCBI's taxonomy places the organism in Eukaryota, Fungi, Ascomycota, Dothideomycetes, Pleosporales, Pleosporaceae. The transcript has 2 exons. Gene Ontology annotation, molecular function: pectate lyase activity. Bases 1 to 1164 code for a protein of 387 amino acids. The record is from RefSeq and is a predicted model, not a curated record.